This is a messenger RNA of Apaloderma vittatum (bar-tailed trogon), 797 nucleotides long. RefSeq names its product BRCA1/BRCA2-containing complex, subunit 3 (gene BRCC3). The transcript has 6 exons. Gene Ontology annotation, biological process: double-strand break repair. The record is from RefSeq and is a predicted model, not a curated record. Gene Ontology annotation, molecular function: polyubiquitin modification-dependent protein binding; cysteine-type deubiquitinase activity; metallopeptidase activity. NCBI's taxonomy places the organism in Eukaryota, Metazoa, Chordata, Aves, Trogoniformes, Trogonidae. The annotation marks the transcript as partial. Gene Ontology annotation, cellular component: BRCA1-A complex; BRISC complex.
GUUGGCUGAGAUGACGGGGCGCCCCAUGAGAGUCGUGGGCUGGUAUCACUCUCACCCUCACAUCACCGUCUGGCCCUCGCACGUCGAUGUCCGCACACAAGCUAUGUAUCAGAUGAUGGACCAAGGUUUCGUAGGGCUUAUCUUUUCCUGCUUCAUCGAGGACAAAAACACAAAGACAGGCAGGAUUCUCUACACCUGUUUCCAGUCCAUCCAGGCCCAGAAGAGCUCAGAAUAUGAAAGGAUUGAAAUCCCUAUUCACGUUGUCCCCCAUGAAACCAUUGGAAAAGUGUGUCUGGAAUCAGCUGUGGAGCUGCCCAAGAUCCUUUGCCAAGAAGAGCAAGAUGCCUACAGGAGAAUUCACAGUCUCACCCAUCUAGACUCCGUAACCAAGAUUCAUAAUGGCUCAGUGUUCACAAAGAACCUCUGCAGCCAGAUGUCUGCCAUCAGCGGGCCGCUCCUUCAGUGGCUGGAGGACAGACUAGAGCAGAACAAACAGCGGGUGCAGGAGCUGCAGCAGGAGAAAGAGCAGCUCCUGGAGGAACUAGCUGCUUUAGAGUGAAGGAGAAAAUGUGGACCCUUCAGAAAAAAAAAAAGAGACAUGGAAAAAGCUCUCCAAGACCUACUCCUGGCUGAAGGGUGGCCCUGCGUUGCCUUACGGUGAAGAUACUAGCCGUGCCUCUUCUCUUGCCCCAAGCAGCAAAGAGCAUUCCUACAGGACAAGGGCUUCCUCUGCCCCAGCAUGGUGGAAAGCAGCGGUAUCUUCCCAGGUGCCGCGUGAUGCAGCGCAGUUCCAGCUC